UAAAAACAAAAGCUGAUGGCUCUUUCCGCCUUGAGAACAUAACAACAGGUACAUACACAAUUCAUGCCAGGAAAGAACAUCUCUUCUUUGAUACUAUUACAAUAAAGAUUGCACCAAAUACACCUCAGUUAGCAAACAUCAUUGCAACAGGAUUCAGCGUGUGUGGCCAGAUCUCAGUAACUCGUUUCCCUGACACAGUCAAACAGAUUAGUAAAUACAAGGUAACCAUGAUGCCUCAAGGCAAGGACAAAGCAUCACUGGUUACAACAGAAACUGACCCUCACGGCGCAUUUUGUUUUAAAGCAAAGUCGGGUACAUACAAUGUUCAGGUAAUUAUUCCAGAGGCUGAGACCAGAGCAGGAUUGGCUUUGAAACCCAAAAUGUUCCCUGUUACUGUUACAGACAAACCAGUAAUGGAUGUGACCUUCUCUCAGUUUUUGGCGUCCAUCUCAGGGAAGAUCUCUUGUUUAGAUGCUUGUGGUGAUCUGAUGAUGACAUUACAGUCUGUGAGCCGCCAGGGUGAAAAACGCAACCUGCAGCUCUCUGGAAACAUGGACUCGGUAGCCUUCACAUUUGAAAAUGUGCUACCUGGCAAAUACAAAGUAAGCAUUGUACAUGAAGACUGGUGCUGGAAGAAUAAGUCUUUGGAGUUGGAAGUCAUGGAGGAAGAUGUUUCGGGAGUAGAAUUCAGGCAGACUGGAUAUAUGCUGAGGUGUUCUCUUUCUCAUGCAAUUACACUGGAAUUUUAUCAGGAUGGAAAUGGACCAGAGAACGUUGGUGUUUAUAACCUGUCCAAAGGAGUUAAUAGAUUCUGUCUUUCAAAGCCAGGUGUAUAUGAGGUGACCCCACGUUCCUGCCACCAGUUUGAACAUGAGUAUUACACUUACGACACGUCCUCUCCUAGUAUACUGACGCUCACUGCAGUUCGACACCAUGUCCUUGGCACGAUUGUAACAGAUAAACUGAUGGAUGUGACUAUUACCAUUAAGUCAUCCAUUGACAGUGAACCUGCCUUAGUUUUAGGGCCCCUGAAAUCUGUACAGGAGUUACGUAGGGAGCAGCAGCUGGCAGAAAUUGAGACGCGCCGACAGGAGAGAGAAAAGAAGGGUCAAGAGGAGGAAGGAACAAAGCCACCAGUGCAAGAAAUGGUGGAGGAACUGCAAGGACCAUUCUUAUAUGAAUUUUCAUACUGGGCAAGGUCCGGAGAGAAAAUUACUGUGACACCGUCAUCAAAAGAACUGCUUUUCUACCCGCCUUAUGUGGAAACAGUUGUUAGUGGAGAGAGUUGUCCUGGAAAGCUGAUAGAGAUUCAUGGAAAAGCAGGCUUAUUUCUGGAAGGGCGAAUUCAUCCUGAGUUGGAAGGUGUUGAGAUUGUCAUCGGUGAAAAGGGAGCAACUUCCCCGCUCAUCACAGUUUUCACCGAUGACAAAGGUGCUUACAGUGUUGGGCCACUCCACAGUGACUUGGAAUAUACAGUUACUGCUCAGAAAGAAGGGUUUGUUUUGACUGCAGUAGAAGGAACAGUUGGGGACUUCAAAGCUUUUGCUCUUGCUGGGGUGACGUUUGAGAUCAAAUCAGAGGAUGACCAGGCUCUUGCUGGAGUUCUCUUGUCUCUCAGUGGAGGGGUGUUUCGUUCCAACCUCCUUACACAGGAUAAUGGCAUGCUGACUUUUUCCAAUCUGAGCCCAGGGCAGUAUUAUUUUAAACCCAUGAUGAAAGAGUUUCGCUUUGAACCAUCAUCACAAAUGAUUGAAGUGCAGGAAGGACAGAAUCUUAAAAUUCGGAUAACUGGUUACAGAACAGCUUACAGCUGUUAUGGCACAGUUUCUUCUUUAAAUGGAGAGCCUGAGCAGGGAGUCUCAGUAGAAGCUGUGGGGCAGAAGGAUUGUAGUAUCUAUGGAGAAGACACGAUAACUGAUGAAGAGGGCAAAUUCAGGCUACGUGGCCUUCUGCCUGGUUGUGUGUAUCAUGUCCAACUCAAAGCUGAAGGCAAUGAUCACAUUGAAAGAGCUUUACCACAGCAUCGGGCAAUUGAGGUUGGGAACAGUGACAUUGGUGAUGUUAAUAUUAUAGCGUUCCGGCAAAUUAAUCAAUUUGAUUUAAGUGGAAAUGUAAUUACAUCUUCCGAAUAUCUCUCCACAUUAUGUGUGAAGCUCUACAAAAGUGAAAAUCUUGACAACCCAAUUCAUACAGUCAACUUAGGCCUAUCCCUAUUUUUCCAUUUCCCACCACUGCUCCGAGAUGGAGAGAAUUACGUGGUGCUCCUGGAUUCUACAUUGUCUAAAUCACAGUAUGACUACACCCUGCCUCAAGUUUCCUUCACUGCUAUUGGGUAUCAUAAGCACAUUACACUGAUCUUCAGUCCCACUAGAAAGCUGCCUGAACAAGAUAUUGCCCAAGGAUCUUACAUCGCGUUACCACUGACGCUGCUUCUGUUGUUGGCUGGUUACAACCAUGAUAAGCUCAUUCCCUUACUGCUACAGCUGACGACUCGACUGCAAGGAGUACGUGCUCUUGGACAGACAGGUUCUGACACAGGUGGCUCAGAGGAUGCAAAGAGACAAACGAAAAAACAGAAGACAAGACGGACGUGAGAUGAAAGGAAUGAUUGCAUUAAGUGGUGCUCUGUCAAACUGGAGCCUGAGGAAGCGAAGCCACUAAAAUACAUUUUUGUUGAAUUUGCGGACUUACAUUUUAGAGGUUGCUACAUGAGCACCGUUUGUCACACUAGCUCCAUUUUGGUUGUAAAUUUUCUAUGGAGUCUAUAAAUUUCCGUGUUGUAAAGUAAUGAAAUGAAUGCCUCUGUUGUCACUUUGAGUGCAUCUCCCAUACUUGAAGACAAUU
Molecule: messenger RNA, 2844 nt
Organism: Fulmarus glacialis (Northern fulmar)
Lineage: Eukaryota; Metazoa; Chordata; Aves; Procellariiformes; Procellariidae
Product: nodal modulator 1
Exons: 21
Cellular component (GO): endoplasmic reticulum membrane
Molecular function (GO): carbohydrate binding
Source: RefSeq, a predicted model, not a curated record